UUUAAAUGUUAGUGCUGCACGUCUUCUCCUCCGCAAUCUCGGGCCAAUCUGUGCAGUGGAGGUACCUGACAGGCCAUCGCCUGGGGUCUGAUUCUGGCCAGAUUGCCACCUUGAACCACCACCUCUCACCAGCAUUUGCGCAUUUUCCCCAUUGUCCCUAGCUGUCGUGGCUAUCCCGGCCAUCGGACGCCGAACCCAGCCAACUUCCGCUCGCUGCAUCUCCAUAUCAACACCCGCUCAGCCUCUCCCUCUGGUACCUGAAUCCUGUGUGCUCCGAGUCUCGAAGAGCAGUACACUACCUACUACAGAAUACACGUUGUAAUAAAAAGCAGAAUACGUCGCGAAAAAGGGCAGCCAGAUCAGUGCCCGUCUGUCCUGUCAGGGGGGAGCCGCGUCCACUAUUUGUCUCCUCUUCAGACCCCUUCCUUGCCUCCCGCACCUCUCUUCGGCUUUCACGGAACAUCGAUUCUUCAAACCCCCCCACAAGCUCUCCGCCGCAGCCUCACUCAGGCACUCGGCUUCUGGACAGACCACGCAACUUCUUCCUGUGCUGUCUGUUGUCCAGCUCGGCGAUUGAUUGUGACAUCAUCCCACUGGCGAUACAUCUGGCACUGGCAUUGGCUGUGUCAAUCCUCCGCGUGUGACCUCGCUCGACCGACCGCAUUUCUCCCCAACCUAACUCCCGGCCGACCGAUCGUGCUUCGUGCCCGUUUCCUCCGAGCUCCCGGUCCGGCUUCUCGAUCCUGUGUGUCGCACCCUUCGCCGACCGCCAACACCGCCAAGCUGUCUUCCCCAAUCCUCAUACCACGCACCGUCUCUUACGACGCGGGCGCCAAUCCUCCGCGUCGUGGAUCCACGCACGGAAACAUGGCAGACAAGGCCGGCCGAAGAAGGAGGUCUAGUAGUAUCCUCCAGGUCUACCAUGAGCCACCAGAGCCCAUUGAGCAGCUGAGUGACCAGUCUGCCCUGCCAAACCUGAACGCCAACUGGGUCAAUGCUAAAGGUGCAUGGACAAUUCACUUUGUCUUGAUCUUUGGCCUCAAGAUCUUCUACGACAGUCUCCCCGGUGUUUCACAGGAGACAUCAUGGACGUUGACCAACAUCACGUACAUGUUUGGCUCCUACAUCAUGUUCCACUACGUCCGCGGCGUGCCAUUCGAGUUCAACGGCGGAGCGUACGACAACCUGAACAUGUGGGAGCAAAUUGAUGAUGGAGCCCAGUACACGCCCGCCAAGAAGUUUCUCCUGAGCGUCCCCAUUGUGCUCUUCCUCCUGAGUACGCACUAUACGCACUACGAUUUGGCCUAUUUUACAAUCAACUUUCUCGCUGUUCUGGGAGUCGUAAUUCCAAAACUGCCCGUCAGUCACCGCAUGCGCGUUGGACUGUUUUCGGGAGUGCCUGAAGAUUAG
This is a messenger RNA of Podospora pseudocomata, 1410 nucleotides long. RefSeq names its product sphingolipid homeostasis protein orm1 (gene ORM1). The transcript is spliced from 3 exons. The coding region runs from base 868 to 1410 and encodes 180 amino acids. Gene Ontology annotation, cellular component: endoplasmic reticulum membrane. The record is from RefSeq and is a predicted model, not a curated record. Gene Ontology annotation, biological process: sphingolipid biosynthetic process; ceramide metabolic process; intracellular sphingolipid homeostasis. Lineage: Eukaryota; Fungi; Ascomycota; Sordariomycetes; Sordariales; Podosporaceae.